GGCAUAUGUAGUAUAACUAGACUAUAGUGUUUUAUUAUUUAAUAAGCAGUUUAAGAUUUUGCCGAAUUUUGGCCGAUAUUUGGCCGUCGAUGUGUUUUUCAAUCUGGCAACCCGUUCAGAAGUCAGUCAGUCAGAAGAACAUAGAACAGUCAUGGCAGCUCGGGCUGGAGAUGAGUUUGAAGACUCUAAGGAGUCGCCGGCAUUUCUACUGGAUGAAGAGGGCUUACUCGCGAAACACAGAAAGGAAAAGAAGGAACUUCAAGAUGACUUCCAGGGAACCAGGAAACAGCAAUAUCCUGAAAAGUACAGGCUGGAACAGGAAUGGUUCAAGUCUGUCACUGUGCCGCCAUUCUUAAGGGAUUGCUAUUCUGUCCUGGACAUGCAGAUGUUCCAAGACAUCAUAUGGAACAAGCCAGCAACUGAACUUCUUAACGAGUACAGUUGCUCUGUGGAGGAAAUGGCUAGCCUGUGCUGUAACGGGUGGCUGUAUUCAUCACAGUUGGUGUGGCUCAUGGACCGGGUCAACGACCGCCAGACCUGUGCCAUUGGAUUAUGCAGCAGUGCAUCCAGUCCAGAUGAGCUGCGCCGCCUGGCUGCCAGCAGGGACCAAGUUGAGAGGCUGGUCCUAAUUGUCAGUGUGGGGAGGGCUCAAACACAAGCUGGAGUCGAGACCUACGUUAACAGUUUUGGCCAGCAGUCAGGUGACCACUGGGCUGUGGUGACUGUUGAUUUGACAGACAUGCCCAAUAUUUUGUACUGCGAUACUCUGGGGUGGGACAUUCCAAAUAACCUCAGGCAGCACCUAGAGCAGUUCACCUCUGUCUUUGGCAUCGUCAGCCUGGAUUACUCCACAAUUACUCCCAUGCAUCCUCCCAGUCCCAUUGCCGUUGGGCACAAGCACCUGUGCACCAACAUGUGCUCAAACUACCCACUGCAGCAGUGCAGUACUGUAUGUGGUGUCAUUAGUGGUGUGUGUGCUGUUGUAGCAGCCCUUGAUCCUCUUUUUUUCCAGAAACUCACAGGCCACAGAGCCAGUGAUGGACUGUUUCUGAAGCACCCGACCAAGUAUGCAAACUACUUGAGGAGGGUGCUCAUCAGAUGGUUCAUGACACAAGAUCUGGAUUUGAGUCUUCUCAUGCAACGCUUACCUGAUAACAGCACACACCAGACAAGCACUGGCAACAACAGCAAUGACAGAUGUAAACAGAAAAGAAAAGCAGGGCCUUCAACCGAGGAACCAAAGAAAAAACAUCCCUCAACCUCAGGCACACAUACAAGCAAAGCGAACAAUGACACAACCAGCCAAGACCAAGCCAACAUAAAGGAGAAUCCUCACCAUCAACCAUCAAACUCAGAACAAACAAACUGUCAAAAAGCUGGCAUUUCCAACACUGAACCCAAACCACAAACACCAAACGCAGAGAAAAACAGCACUCGUCAGUCAGGCACAAGCGACAUUAGCAAAAAAAGCAAACACAGUCAUGAGAACAACUGCAGAUAUGAUUCAAACAUGCCAAAAUCAGAUUCGCGGAGUGAAACACCAAACACAAGUAAAAACACUCCACCUUCUGCUGCAAACAGAAAAAGUACAUGGACUUGUCCAUUCUGUGACAAAAGCUUUGGGUCAAGACAAGGUCUAUUUAGUCAUAAGAAAAGAGUUCACCCCACAGAACAAGCACUUCACGGCAAAAAACCACCAACUCUAUGUUCAGACUGUAAAGUGUUCAGGUGCUUUUCAAUUCAAGGUCUCAUAAAACACUAUCGCAGCAAGCACAACAAAGUCAUGGCUGUCCAGAAAAAAGAUUUUGCAAGUCACAACGAAUUUAUUAAUUGGAAGCAGCAAGUAGAAAAAAUGACAAAAUCACAGUUUAUACGACUGUCUGGCAAAAGGCAAGAUAUAGGUUGGACCGUUUGCUACUAUUCCUGUCACCGUUCUGGCACACGAGAACAUGUUCAAAAUCGCAAAAGAGCUUUAAAGAGGCAGGGUUCAUGCAAGAUUGGUUUUAAGUGCACCUCAUACAUAACUACUCGUGAAGAUAAAGUAAAUGGAAGUGUGACUGCUGAAUUCUGUCUUGAACACACAGAUAAAUGCCAAAAACUUGCACUCACACAACUUUCUGAGAACCUGAAACAUACUAUUGUAAGGAAACUCAAAAAAGGGCAUGAUGAAAAAACUAUUUUAAAUGAAAUUAGGAAUAAAGUAACAUGUAUUAAUCAAGACACUCAAAGCAUAAAGCAACACUAUAGCUAUGGUAUUUCUCAUGCAAGGAGAGAUAAAGAUGAUGCAAAAAGCUGUCACCUGUGGGUGGAGGCCCUGAAUGAAGACUCUGACAAUCCAAUAAUUUACUUCAAACAAAAAGGUAAUUCACACGAGACACUGGGAAAAGAUGACUUUCUUCUAUGUUUUCAAACCGAUUUCCAAAGAAAUAUGAUGCUACAUCAUGGAACCAGAAUUAUUUGUGUAGACUCCACCCAUGGCACAACACAAUACAAAUACUUUCUUACUACCAUUCUGGUGCUGGAUGAGUUCCUAGAGGCCAUUCCAGUAGCAUGGGCCAUCUCUAAUACCAAAGAAACAAAGAUAAUGACAGUCUUCUUGAAUGUUGUCAAAAAUGCUUGUGGUCAGUCCUUUGUGCCAGAUGUAUUUAUGAGUGACCUCACAAAUAAUUUUUAUAAUGCCUGGUGCAGUGCAUUUGAACAACCACCAAAGAAGAGACUCUACUGCUCUUGGCAUGUUGAUAAAGCAUGGCGUAAACAACUCGGAGAAUGUUUUGGCAAGGACUCUGAACGUCGCCUUCACACAUAUAAUCUUUUAAAAAUGUUACAGACCGAAAUACUGGGAUCUGAGUUUCGAGCUCUGCUCCAGUUCGCUCUGAGUGACUGGCAAAUAUCCUGUCCAAAAUUUUACGCAUACUUUCAUGAAAAUUACUGUGAGGACAACAAACCUGCAUUUUGGGCUGGUUGCUACCGUAUUGGAGCUCUGGCAAAUGCAAAUAUGUUUGCAGAAUCUUUUCACCACUUACUGAAAACCAAGUACAUGGAAAACCGAGGAAACAGGCGUAUUGAUGAGCUUUUGGUAAUACUACUGAAGAUAGCUAGAGAUAAAGCUGUUGAGCAAUUACUUAAACAAGAAAAAGGAAAAGUUACCAGUUGUAUCACUGCCAUCAGAAACAGACACAAUAGAGCUGUCAGCAUGACCCUAACAGGUAUAAAACGAGUUAAUGCUGAAGAUCAAGAGGGCUGGACUUUACCAUCUUCCACACAGCCUGGUCGUUCGCACUUUGUCCAAAGAACAGACUGUGAAGAGUGUUCUUGUGAACUGGUUUGUGAAAUUUGUCAUAUUUGUAUCCACAUGUACACCUGUACCUGUUCAGAUUUUCUUUUAAAAUGUGUUAUAUGUAAACACAUUCACGCAGUCCACAUGAAUCUGGAACCUCCAGAUGAAACCGAAUGUGUGCAAAGCUCUGAUGAAACUGAGGUACAGGAGGCCGACUUGUUUGAGUCUGUUCUGUGUUGUAACAAACUAGAAGAGCGGAGUGUUGACAGAGAAAAACAACUGCAAGCCUCAGAAAGUGUCCUUUUCAGUGUACUUGAAUUUAUGCGAAAUGUUGAUGAUGCCAAUAUUCAUCAAGAUAUGCGAAAUGGUAUGCUGAGUGUACUGAAUAAGGCCAAGGGUAUGUUAAAAGUCAAACAAAAAGGUACAAGUAUAUCAUGUUUUGAGAGAAAAGAAAAGUUAGCAUCGAAUAAAAAGUCAGAUCCACAGGUACGCUUUGAAGUACCGAAAAGAAAAGAGAAACCAGACCUUCAAGAUAAACAGAAGGUUAGAGAAGCCCUUUCCUCUGUCUUGGUAAAUGUCUGCUCAGUUUGUUACAGUCAUGAUUGUAAAACUUCAGAAAAUUCUGCAGUCAGCUGGAUUGAAUGCAUAGGCUGCAAAGCUUGGUUGCAUGUGCAAUGUGAUGACAGUUUGCAGAGAAUGGGAAAGGGAAUAGCAAUAGUUGUGAAUUACCACUGUCCAACUUGCCGAAACUCACACUAAUCUGUAAUCAAGGAUGACUUCUUUUUCUUUUUUGUUCCCACAUGGGGAUGGACUUUUGCAUGUGUGGAUUAUGUGAUAAAAUAAAAAAUCACCAACCAGUUUACAAAUUUGAACAAAAGUUUGCUUUUUACCACACAGUUGUACAUACAUAGCUUUUUAAAAUCUCUACGUUGAAUACAGGACGACUUAUUAACCAAGUGUUAAAACACAAUAGAUAUAUGUGUUGUGCAUAUAUAUAUUGUACACACGCACACACACAGCAUUCAGGAAUGGACAGUCACUGCUGAAGGCAGCCAUACUCAGUCUCUGCUGUGAGAGAUGUUAUUAAAGAAAUCAGGAGAAGGGCUUUGAACAUAGAAGUCUUGUGAGAAAAAUUUCAAAGUUGUCAGUGCCUGUCAGAUGUAAGUGUAAAAGCUUUUGUAGGCGGUUGUCUGUGUACAUCAGGGUGUUUGAGUAAUGAUUUCUGUGUACAUCAGGGUGUUUGAGUAAUGAUUUCCGUGUACAUCAGGGUGUUUGAGUACUGAUUUCUGUGUACAUCAGGCUGUUUGGUUAUGAUUUCUGUUUACAUCAGAGUGUUUGAAUAAUGAAUUCUGUGUACAUCAAGGUGUUUGAAUAAUGAUUUCUGUGUACAUCAGGGUGUUUGAAUAAUGAUUUCUGUGUACAUCAAGGUGUUUGAAUAAUGAAUUCUGUGUACAUCAAGGUGUUUGAAUAAUGAUUUCUGUGUACAUCAAGGUGUUUGAAUAAUGAUUUCUGUGUACAUCAGGGUGUUUGAAUAAUGAUUUCUGUGUACAUCAAGGUGUUUGAAUAAUGAUUUCUGUGUACAUCAAGGUGUUUGAGCUAGCAUUUGCGUUUGCCGUGAUUUUGGCAUUUUUCCCCCCAAAAAAGGGAAAAAAGACACCGCCGGGAAUAAAGUUUUUUAAAAAAUAAAAAAUACGAGGAAUAAAACUUGAAAAAAA
Messenger RNA from Aplysia californica (California sea hare), 4992 nucleotides. RefSeq lists its product as uncharacterized. The transcript has 3 exons. Gene Ontology annotation, molecular function: zinc ion binding. The record is from RefSeq and is a predicted model, not a curated record. The coding region runs from base 152 to 4036 and encodes 1294 amino acids. NCBI's taxonomy places the organism in Eukaryota, Metazoa, Mollusca, Gastropoda, Aplysiida, Aplysiidae.